This is a messenger RNA of Ostrinia nubilalis (European corn borer), 1370 nucleotides long. Its product is annotated as carboxypeptidase N subunit 2-like. The record is from RefSeq and is a predicted model, not a curated record. The transcript has 2 exons. Gene Ontology annotation, molecular function: protein binding. Lineage: Eukaryota; Metazoa; Arthropoda; Insecta; Lepidoptera; Crambidae. The coding region runs from base 71 to 1270 and encodes 399 amino acids.
AGGUUCAAGGCAUAUUAACCGCGCGACCGUUGACGACGCCUGUUGUAUCGGGAACGAACAAAUUAAUAAGAUGAAAGGAUUGAGGUACUUGGCAUUAGCAGGCAUAUUCUUCAGUGUUAAAGGAACUCCCAGUUGCACAUUUCAUAAAGAUCAUCAUUUAUUAUGUGUAUCCGACAAUGAUACUGAUUUUGAGCUGAAAAGAGGGCUAGUUUCUGAUAAUAAUGCUACAGAAUCAGUAACCUUAACAUCCUGUGGACUAUCUUCAUUGAAAUGUAAAGCGUUUUCUGGAUUACCCUCAUUAAAAUCUUUAGAUCUUUCUGCAAAUAGAAUACAAACACUACAUCCUUGCAUUUUCCAUGGCCUGGACCAACUGACCCAUUUGAAUCUGUCAAACAAUAGAUUAGAACAAUUUUCUGGCGCUUUGGAUGCAGUUGGUGAUAUUGAAGUUUUACACUUAAAUGGAAAUAAGCUGAAAACAAUUCCAAAUGAAGCUUUCGACAAUUUGUCAAAACUGACUGAACUGAAUUUGGCCAAUAAUGAGUUGAACGGGGCACAGUUAAACCCUCGGAUGUUUGAACGCACAAAGCGAUUGACACACCUAAAUUUGACCAGAAAUGAUCUAUCGGGAGUAUCAGAAAUGCUAUUGAGUGGACUACAGUCACUGCAGGUAUUGAUUCUCGACCGCUGUUUCUUAACUGAAGUGCCUUCAUUUGCGACAAGAGAAAACCUAAAGACAGUGAAGCAUUUGUCACUGAAUACCAACUUAAUAAGUAACCUCAAUAGCCCUACGACUUUUGUAAACCUGGACGAUUUGGAAAUAUUGGAUUUAAACGGGAAUGCCAUUGAAAGUGUCCAUGAGAAUGUAUUUGCUCCCCUUAAGAAGGUAAAAACGAUAUAUUUGAGACGUAACAGGUUGAUCAAUAUUCCGGACAAGUUGUUCCAGAAUCUGCCGAAGUUGGUAAACGUAGAUCUGGGUUUUAAUGCCAUAGAAAAGAUUCAGACGACUCCAUUCAAGAAUUCUCCGAUGAAAAAUUUGAAUUUGGCUGGGAACAGGCUGUCUUAUUUGCCUGAAAACUUUUGCCAUCAGCUGAUAAACGAAGGAGGUAGACUGACGAAGUUCUUGUUCAGUCACAACCCCUGGCAGUGUGCAUGCUUGAGAGACAUCAUUGAAGAGGUUAAGGCCUUAAAACUCGUGUAUAAUAGAGACAAAUACAGUGGACAUAACGCUGUGUGCGUAAGUGGCCCGCAAUUUACAUGUGUGAGAAACUGAAUAUCUAAUUAGGUUGAUAAAUUCUCUUGUAAGACUGUAGAUGUGUUCAUUAUAAUUGGUUUCAUAAUAAAGUGACUCAAAUCUUUGAAUGUGCAAUUUA